AAAUUAAGGGCCGAAACUUGCAGGGAAUUUUUUUUUCAAUGUCUAUAACAAUAUUUUCAAGUGGGAGUGAAAAAAAAAAAUAGUCGUUCAAAACGAAUCACCCUAGUAUAUAUGCAUGACAGCGCCACUAAGAAAGCGGACCGGAAAUUUUCGCGGAACAUUCGUAUACACAAUACACGUUUAUUUCUAUAGUAGUAUACGUAAGCGCACGUAACCAAUAGGGUAGUGAAGUGUGUAAUGUGUAAUGAUUAAUUUUAUGGUGUAUGGUGUAUAAUAUAAAAAAAUAAUGUUCAUAUCGAUUUCAAGAUCUUGACAUUAAAAUGAAAGUAACUAGAAAAUAAUGCGGGAUUUCAAAAAACUUUAUCAGAGAUAAUUUGCAAAAAAUGGAUCCCGGAAAAAAUAGAAAUUGACAAGAUCAGAAAAAAAAAUUAAUUAAUUAAAAAAAAAAUUUCCAAGUGCAAUAAAAUUUAAAAAUAAAAUAAAAAUGAAUAAAAAUAAAGAAUUAACGAGUUUUGAUAAUUAUCCAUUAAAUUUAUCGACAAAUACGGAAAUUGACAGUAAAAGUGAAUUAAAUAAAUCUGGAGAAGAAAUAAAUGAUGAAUUAAUUAAUCAAAGUAAAGAAGAAACAGGUAAAAUUAAAGGACGAGUUAAAGAAGACAAAGAAAAAGAAAAAGAGGAAGUGGAAUUAAAUAUAUUUACGUAUAAAUUUAAAAAAAAUUUUUCAACGCAUAAAGGUUCGGAAGAAAAAAAUUGUGAAGAAAAAAUUGUAAAAAUUUUACCAAAUAAAUUAGAAAAAAAACACUCGCUAUCAAUUGUGGACGCGAUUGUUUCGAUUUUGGUAAUUGGGCCUCUUGUUAUUGGGCAUUGGAGAGGUGUUUGGACGCUGAUGGAUUUCUACCAAUUACCAUUUUCAGGACUAAUUUGUUUUAUAAUCGGGACAGGAUUGCACCUAAAAUUUGUUUUGUUACGCGAACUAUUUCAUUAUCAAUUCGCGGUUAUUUGGCGCGAUUCAAAUCCAAUUGGACGCGCUGGCUACCAUUUGAUUCGAUUAUUAUACACGUAUAUAUUCAGCGUGACUUGCAACAUGCAGUGGCGUGGCGGAUGGAUUGUCUUGAAUUCAAUCAUGGGUGAAAACGAUUGGUAAUAAUCAAUAAGUCCAUUUCAGCAGUGACUAUUUUAUUUAUCGUCAUACUUUUGGUCCUUCGAUCCAGUAGAAAUUUAUUGGCGCCGCCGUUUAUUAUUGUCGCAGACAUACCAAACUAUAUAUUUAAAUUUCCUACGAGGUAUCG
Microplitis mediator is the source of this 1289-nucleotide messenger RNA. RefSeq lists its product as uncharacterized. The transcript has 5 exons. The record is from RefSeq and is a predicted model, not a curated record. Gene Ontology annotation, cellular component: presynaptic membrane. Lineage: Eukaryota; Metazoa; Arthropoda; Insecta; Hymenoptera; Braconidae. Gene Ontology annotation, biological process: clustering of voltage-gated calcium channels; neuromuscular synaptic transmission; neuron-neuron synaptic transmission. The coding region runs from base 485 to 1144 and encodes 219 amino acids.